Molecule: messenger RNA, 519 nt
Organism: Helobdella robusta
Lineage: Eukaryota; Metazoa; Annelida; Clitellata; Rhynchobdellida; Glossiphoniidae
Exons: 7
Biological process (GO): regulation of transcription by RNA polymerase II
Molecular function (GO): DNA-binding transcription factor activity, RNA polymerase II-specific; RNA polymerase II cis-regulatory region sequence-specific DNA binding
Source: RefSeq, a predicted model, not a curated record
CCCCCGGCAAAUUUACGCAAAAGCAAUUUUUUUCACUUCGUGUUGGCCCUCUUCGACAAACAAAACCAGCCAAUCGAAAUCGAGCGGACAUCAUUUGUUGACUUUGUUGAGAAAGAUCGGGAGAAGGACAAUCAGAAAACCAACAACGGUAUACACUACAGACUGCAACUUCUCUAUCAAAAUGGUAGUCUCCGACAAGAACAAGAUCUGUACAUUCGUCUGAUUGAUUCAUCAACAAAACAGGUCAUUGUCUUUGAAGGUCAAGACAAAAACCCCGAAAUGUGUCGUGUGCUGCUGACGCACGAGAUCAUGUGUAGUCGCUGCUGCGAUAAGAAGAGUUGCGGAAACAGGAACGAGACUCCAUCGGAUCCCGUCAUCAUUGAUCGAUUUUUCUUAAAGUUUUUCAUGAAAUGCAAUCAAAACUGCCUGAAAAAUGCCGGCAAUCCACGCGACAUGAGAAGGUUCCAGGUCGCCAUAGCAACGACACCUGACGUCGACAACAAUUUGUUGGCGGUUUCC